AUGGCGCGUCUCGGCCGCGUCGGGUUCCUGGCCCUCGCGGUGGUAUUCCACCUGAUCUAUACAUAUUCAAUCUUCGACAUCUACUUCGUCAGCCCGAUUGUGAGUGGCAUGCGAUCAUAUGGUGUUGAAAGACCCUCCGAUGUACCCGCGCCAGCAAAACGUCUCGUUCUUUUUGUCGCCGACGGCCUACGAGCCGACAAAGCGUUCCAAGCUUUCCCCGAUCCUUCUCCCGACGCCGAUCCAGAAAACGAUGAUUUAAUUCGCCUUUCACCAUUCAUUCGCUCCAAAGUCCUUUCCGAAGGUACAUUUGGUGUCUCGCACACCCGUGUUCCCACCGAAUCACGACCUGGCCAUGUUGCGCUUAUCGCCGGACUCUACGAGGAUGUGUCCUCGGUCACAACUGGAUGGAAGAUGAAUCCGGUCAACUUCGACAGUGUGUUUAACCAGAGUAGACACACAUGGAGCUGGGGUAGUCCGGAUAUUUUGCCCAUGUUCAAGGAGGGUGCAGUGCCUGGCAGGGUUGAUGCGGAGAUGUACAGUGAGGAAGCAGAGGAUUUCACUGUCGAUGCUACUCACCUGGACACCUGGGUCUUCGACAAAGUCCAUGGACUCUUUGAGUCGGCAAAGACGGACCCCGAAUUGGACCGGAAGCUGCGGGGUGACAAGUUGGUGUUCUUCCUUCAUCUGCUGGGCUUAGACACCACUGGCCAUUCUUUCCGUCCUUAUUCGAAGGAAUAUCUGCACAAUAUCAAAAUUGUGGAUUCUGGAGUCAAGUCCGUCACAAAGCUCGUGGAGGAUUUCUAUGGCGAUGGCAAGACAGCAUUUGUGUUUACUGCGGAUCAUGGCAUGAGUGACACUGGCAGCCACGGUGACGGUCACCCCGAUAAUACCCGCACACCGUUAGUUGUCUGGGGCUCUGGUGUCGCAAAGCCCCAACUCUCCAUCGAUGAAGUUGCCCCGGGCCAUGAAGAUGGCUUUUCGUCCGAUUGGGGAUUCGAUCAGGUUCGACGCCACGAUGUAGCACAGGCCGAUGUGGCCGCACUCAUGGCUUAUCUGGUUGGUCUUGAUUUCCCCGUUAACUCGGUUGGCCAACUGCCCCUUGACUAUCUCAAUGCUAGUCCAAAGGAGAAGGCACUGGCUUCGUUGGCCAACACGCGGGGCGUUUUGGAAAUGUAUCAUGUGAAAGAGGAGCAAAAAAGAAACGCCGUGAUCCGAUAUGUGCCUUAUGAUCCUCUGUCCGGGUACCAUGAGACCUCAGUUGAAGGCCGUCUGGCGAAAAUUGGGGAACUCAUCGCCAGUGGUGAUCAUGAGGAGGCCAUUCUGGUAUCCUCUGAGCUUCUACGGACUGCCCUUGAAGGAUUGCGCUACUUGCAGACCUACGAUUGGGUUUUCCUGCGGACCAUCGUUUCGGUUGGAUACUUGGGUUGGAUUGCGUAUGCCCUGACCACGGUGAUCGACCUGCAUGUUUUGCAUGGAACAUCAGACUCUCACCGGACGACGGCAAGCAUUACAUUUUUCUCGUCUAUUCUGGUUGCUCUCUUCUCCAUAUUCCUUUACCAAAGCUCCUCCUGGCGCUACUAUAUCUACGCAUUCUUCCCAGUAUACUUUUGGGAAGAGGUAUUCGCUCGCCGCAGGGCUUUGAUUGCCGGCCGUGAGAUUGUAUUGGGCCAUGUGCGAUCUUUUACUGGAUACCUCAAGUUUGGUCUCCAGUUGCUGGCAUUCCUCGGUGUGAUGGAAGCCCUAGUCCAGUCCUAUUUCCAUCGGGAGAUCUUCACCGUUUGCUUUGCUCUGGGGGCAUUGUGGCCUGUGGUUCACGGAUUUACUUUCAUCCGAAGCCAUGCUCUACUCUUUGCUACCUGGGCACUUGGUUGUGGAUUAAUGAGUAUCUUUACUCUUCUUCCAGUAAUCAAGGUUGAAAACAUUGACACAAUCACCUAUGGUGGACUGGUCAUGUUCCUGACUGGCAUCUUAUACCUCUUAUUUGAAGAUAACAUCAUUGGACACGGUAAACCUAACGCUAUUGGACGUGUCGGGUCGCGCGUGAUCAUGGGUGUUCAGAUUGGCAUGGUUCUUCUUGCCUUGAUUGUGACCAGAUCAACUGUGUACUCAUUGCAGGCUCGCCAGGGCGUUCCUUUUGGAAACAUUGUCGUUGGAUGGAUUGUACUGGUGGCCUCUCUUUCCCUGCCAUUCUUCCACCGUCUGUAUCCAAACAGUCACUAUCUACACCGUCUCAUGGUCAUUUUCCUGACCUUCUCACCAACCUUCAUUAUUCUCACCAUCUCAUGGGAGGGUCUGUUUUACUUUGUGUUCUGCAUGACCAUUGUAACAUGGGUUCGUUUGGAACACGCAAUCUACGUUCACUCAAAGACCAGUACUACCGUGCAACAAGCCGGUCAUGGCCACGUCACAAAGCCUUGGACUGGCACUGCGAUCGUUGAUGGCGAAACCUUCCAUUACCGUGCUCUUACGCUCUCCGAUGUCCGUGUGGCACUCUUCUUUUUUUAUCUCCUGCAGGCAGCCUUUUUCAGCACCGGAAAUAUGGCCUCCAUCUCGACCUUCUCUCUCGAUAGUGUCCGUCGUCUUGUCCCCGUCUUCAACCCCUUCAGCCAAGGCGCUCUCUUGAUCCUUCAGAUCCUCAUUCCUUUCGCCAUUAUCAGUGCCAACUUGGGCAUCCUCAACCGCCGACUGGAAGUUCCACCCAGCGCGCUCUUCAUGGUCGUCAUGGCUAUCUCCGACAUCAUGACCCUCAACUUCUUCUUCAUGGUCCGAGAUGAGGGCUCCUGGCUCGAUAUUGGUAUGACAAUCAGCCACUUCUGCAUUGCCAGUGCCUUGUGCACCUUCGUGGCAGGUCUAGAAUUCCUCAGCGAACAAUUUGUCAGCGGCGUGGACGUCAAUACUAAAAUAACAGCUGUUGAAUCGGCUGUGGUCCAGGCCGUGGAUGAACUGACCGAGUGUGGCCACGAGGGAGAUCGCAAAGAGCCAGAGCCCAAGAAAGCCCAGUCUAAUGGAAAUGGGGCUAAGCAGGGCAGAUCCAAGUCCAAGGGCAAGUCCAAGGGCAAAAAGACCGGGUUCUCAUAG
This is a messenger RNA of Penicillium nucicola, 3078 nucleotides long. RefSeq names its product mannose-ethanolamine phosphotransferase MCD4. Gene Ontology annotation, cellular component: endoplasmic reticulum membrane. The transcript has 3 exons. The record is from RefSeq and is a predicted model, not a curated record. NCBI's taxonomy places the organism in Eukaryota, Fungi, Ascomycota, Eurotiomycetes, Eurotiales, Aspergillaceae. Bases 1 to 3078 code for a protein of 1025 amino acids. Gene Ontology annotation, biological process: GPI anchor biosynthetic process. Gene Ontology annotation, molecular function: mannose-ethanolamine phosphotransferase activity.